Lutra lutra (Eurasian river otter) is the source of this 1151-nucleotide messenger RNA. RefSeq names its product zinc finger protein with KRAB and SCAN domains 4-like. The record is from RefSeq and is a predicted model, not a curated record. Lineage: Eukaryota; Metazoa; Chordata; Mammalia; Carnivora; Mustelidae. The transcript has 5 exons.
GCCGCGGAGGGCCAGUUCUUUGAGCUCAGGCGGCCUCAGAAACGCGGAGGUCCCUCCAGUUCCAGUGCUCGCCCCUGGUGUUGGCAGCACAACAGGAGACGGCGGUUGUGAGGCUGAGAAUGCAGGGUUUUGCUGCGAUUGUCAUCUGGAGUCAAGGAGCCGAGGAUGAGACGCGGACAGGUGCACAAGAAUCUUCUGCAGAAGUACAGCUGCCCACUAGCGUGAGACCCAAGUCCCUGCCUUGGCCCAGGAUGUCUCGAGAAUCGAAGGAAGGCACAGCCCUGGACGGCCAAUCUGCAGAGAACCAGAUUGGGCUUCUGGUCGUAAAGGUGGAAAAGGAAGAGGCCUCUGCCGUGGUGGGGGAGGCCAACCCUGUGCAGUGUUCAGAAAACUCCCACUGGCGCUUCCGGGGCUUCCGCUACCCCGAGGCCGAGGGGCCGCGCGAGGCUCUGAGCCGGCUGCGGGAGCUCUGCUGACGCUGGCUGCGGCCCGAGACGCACAGCAAGGAGCAGAUCGUGGAGCUGCUGGUGCUGGAGCAGUUCCUGACCAUCCUGCCCGAGGAGCUGCAGGCCUGGGUGCGGGAGCAGCAGCCGGAGAGCGGGGACGAGGUGGUGGUGCUCCUGGAGUAUUUGCAGAGGCAUCUGGAGGAGCCAGGGCCGCAGGUCCUCGGUGGUGACCAGACACAGCUGCUCUGUUGCAAAAUGGAGGUGCUGACACCAGCUCAGAGGCCCUGGAGUACCGAGUUGCAGCCAAAGAAGGCUCUGCUCAAGCGCGAAUCUCUGGGAUCCCAGGCCUCAGCAGACAGAGUCCUCCAGGUUCCCGGGCUUGCCCCGGGAGGGCGCCGCAGAGGACACGCAGUGGUGACUGCCAGGCUGCCCCCACAGCCCCAGGGCUUGCUGAAGACGGAAGACGUGGCCCUGGCUUCCUCCCUUGCGUGGACACAGCUGGAUUCAUCUUGGAGGAGCUUCCACGGAGAGGAAAGGCAGGAGAACUGCGGCGGCCUGACUCCCCUGGGUAAGACAUGGGUGCUGCUCUCUGCUAGGGUCUCGUGGCUCCCCUUGUCGGUCAGAAGCUGCUGGGCUGUGAGAAGCUGUCUGAGCUGUUUGUGUCCAGAGCCACCGAUUCUGAACCCGCUCCUAACCGCAGCAUGA